AUGAAGCACAUCGACAUCAAGUUUCACUUUUUGCGUAAAAAGGUUGCAAGUGCAGUUAUCGCGCUCGAGUUCAAGCCGACGAAAGAAAUGGUCGCAGAUGGGUUCACCAAGGCACUUCCAAGAGACAAGCACAGCAAGUUCAUCACGGGUCUGUGCAUGGCGGUGUAG
Messenger RNA from Peronospora matthiolae, 168 nucleotides. The record is from the annotation of a GenBank genome assembly. Lineage: Eukaryota; Oomycota; Peronosporomycetes; Peronosporales; Peronosporaceae.